This is a messenger RNA of Sclerotinia trifoliorum, 2768 nucleotides long. The record is from the annotation of a GenBank genome assembly. Lineage: Eukaryota; Fungi; Ascomycota; Leotiomycetes; Helotiales; Sclerotiniaceae.
UAUAAGACGCGACAGAAGCAGAAUAUUCCCACACAACUUCGCACGAUAACAACAAACUCACAAUUCACAACAUUCACGACAUUCACAUCAAUUUCAACUGAAUUCAAUCAAUUACUUCAAAUUCUUUUCCACUCGAAUUCUUCGACAUUUCUCUUGCUCCAAACUCUUCAAAAGAUCUUUUCCAAUCCUCUUAUUAGGUACUACUCGGAAGAUUCAUCUCUAUAAACACACAAAGUCGCGUCUUUCUUUCGUCAUAAUCGAAGCUCGAUAACAUAACUUCAUACAACAAAAUGCCACCCAAGAAAAUCCCAUCUCCUCCCACUCGAGUUUCAACUCGAAAACCCUCUUCUCCAAAGAAGUCUCAGGUAGAGGCAAACACUUCUAAAGUCAUGAAGAAAGCUCUCGCACCUAAAAAAGCAGGUGUCGCAAAAAAUGUCGCGACUCAAAAGAAAGUCUCUCCUGUCGCAAAGAAGACAGCCAAAGCACAACCAGAUGUAGCCAAGAAGACUACGACUGCCACUAAAUCUACCACCGUCAAGAAGACGACUAUCACCAAAGCUGCCAUAGCAAAAAAAGUUGCUGCAGCUAAAGCCGCUCCAGCCAAACCUGCUGCCCCAAAGUCUAACAAGCGCAAAUCCACCGAAGAUGUCGAUGAACCUGCUGCCAAACCGUCGAAGAAGGCUAAAGUUACCAAAGCUACUGUAACUAAAAAGCCUGCCGCCAAAGCAGCCAACAAACCUAUUCCUGCAGCUAAAAAGCCAAAGGCCUCUCCAAAGCCCAAGGCUCCAAAGGUCGUCAAACCAAAAAUUGUCAAGCCAAAGGUUGUGAAGCCAAAGACCAUCAUUAACGUCGCUCCUACUCAACUCUUGGACAUAUAUGUUUUCGGUUGCAAUGAAGCUGGCGAACUUGGCCUUGGUCUUCAAACCAAAAAGGAUACCAUUAAUCGUCCAGUUAAGAACCCUGCCCUCACCGCUCUUGGUGUUGUUCAAAUGGUUGCUGGAGGUAUGCACGGAGCUGCUCUUACCAAGGAUAACAAAAUCCUUACAUGGGGUGUCAGUGAUGGACUCGCAUUGGGCAGAGAAACCGAUGACUGGGUUGCGCCAGAGAGGGAUGCCGAUGCAGAUUCGGAUGAUGAAUCAGACGCUGCAGACGCACGAAACCCAUUGGAAUCCACCCCGGGUGAAGUUGAUAUGACCAAAGUACCAGAGGGUACCGUCUUCACCCAAAUCACAGCAGGCGACAACGCUACAUAUGCUCUCACCAAUGAUGGAUUGGUCUAUGGUUGGGGAUCUAUUAGAGUAAGUUCAAUCACCAUAACCCUUUUGAAAUAGUACUAAUGAUCUUCAGGGCGCCGAUGGUCCAAUGGGCUUUACUAAGGAUGUCAAAGAGACCUUGGUUCCAAUACUCAUUCCUGGUUUGAAAAACAUUGUCAAACUCGCCGCUGGUAAUAACCAUUAUCUUGCUCUUAACAACAAGGGCUCUGUUUUUGCAUGGGGUGCUGGUGAGCAUAAUCAACUUGGUCGAAGAAUUGUUGAACGUUCAAGAUUGAAUGCUCUUGUUCCUCGCGAAUUUGGUUUACCAAAGGCCAUGGUUGAUAUUUUCUGUGGAUCAGAACAUAGUUUCGCUCUUCAUAAGAAUGGCACUGUUUACUCUUGGGGGGCAAACAACAUGGGCCAAUGUGGCCAAUUCACCAAAGAUGGUGCUUUGGCUGGAGAAGUUACUUCAACCGCCACCAAAGUUGAUAUUCUCAAAGGCAAAAAUAUCAAGAUGAUGGCUGCAGGAAAUGCAUCCAGCUUAGCGCUCACUCACGAGGGUGAGGUUUUGUAUUUUGGCAAAGCCUUGGAUGGUCUUUCUGGUCAUGAUGUUGAGGCACUUCCAGAGGAUGUCAUCAUCAGAAAUGAGCGUGAUCAAAGAUCCAUCAUUAAAACACCCCUCUCCUUCCCAUUCAAGGGAUCAUACAUUGCUAUGGGCAGUGAUCACAGCAUUGUCCUUGGUCCAGAAGGCAAAAGUCCCCACCAUUCUUGGGGAUUCAAUACAUACAGACAAACCGGUUUGGAAAACGAUCAAGAUGUUUACAUUGCGGAAGAGCUUAACAAUAAGAAUAUCGAAGGAAAGAAACUUGUCUGGGCAGCUGGUGGUGGUCAGUUCACCUUUUUGGCCGGCAUUCCUGAGAAUUAAAUUUUGAAUAUUCGCAUGUCUUUUCUGUUGAAUUGUAAAUAGAACCUCCUUGCAGUCCGGAUCUUUUCAUACGACUAACAGUUCAGCUCGAAAUCGGGCUUUCAGCAUUUAUCCAAUAUUGGAAACUCACCUGCUCUAAUUUUGAGGGCUGACCUUGAUGGAUCUCUGGUUUUUACCUAGGACUUUGAUCCGGACCACCAAGGCAUGCUCUCUCUUAAUCAUUGCAGGUGAGUGUCAAAUAUUGGAUAAUUGCAGGAAGGGCGAAAAUAGGGAGAAUUUCUCGUGGUGCGAGGGUUGAUGGGUGCAUUUAUGACUUGGCGUUGACGGAAUUGUAUGGAUAUCAAAAUGGGUUGGAUGCAUGCAUAGCAUUACUGAGUUCGUGGGAUGGAACAUGGAACAUUGGGAUGGAUGGAUCGGCGUUUAUGGAAUGUUUGAAUUUUUUUGUUGGGAUUCAUUAUGGGUCUUAUUAGACUUAAUUUUCGGAAUUGUUGGACUUGUCUUGUUGUUUAUUGCAAGUCAUUGCGUUUGUUAGACCACCUUUCUUUUUUUAGAAUUGGAAAUUUAUAAAGAAAACAUGGUGUAUAUAUAAU